AUGGCUGCUACCUCCCAGUUUGCCAGUCGAUACAAAAAGGAUUUGAGUACAGAAGCCCUGAGAACGAAAGUUGCCCGCAGAAAAUCAAUGCUUCAAAAGGAGAACAGGCACAAGUUGUUUCAAAAGGGCAGACAGUUUGGAUUGGCAGAUGUCAAUGUUCAGCUCUCAAAAGAGAGGGGCGUUCGUCAGCUAAAUGAGACACAAGAAACGUGCUCUCAGGAGAACAGCGGUGUAAAACAGAAGCAAUCUACAGAUGCAGCCACCAAGAGGGUUAAUGAACGCAAGGAAAUGCUCCAGCGCUAUAAAGAGGAAAAGGAACUUCGGAAACUGAAAGAGCAGAGAGAGAAAGCAAAAAAGGGUGUGUUUAAAGUCGGGUUAUAUAGACCAACCGCCCCUGGAUUUCUUCCGCUUGUACCUGAAGACCCAGUGAUAGUGAAGCCAAGAGAGAAGGCAGCUCCUGCUUUCUCCGGGAGGAUUACUCGAUCAAAGGCCAAGAACCAAGAAGAAAAAAGUGUCAUACCAGCGGCAUCCAAGAAUUCUACGGUCUGUGCCAACGGACAUAGCACGCGCCCUACACAAGCUGGACGUAAACAGACGAGUACAGACAAAGCAGCUGAUAAAGGGAAAGUGUUGCAGACUGCAGUCCAGACAGCCUCAAAUGUAAGAAUCACCAGAGCAGCCGCCUCUGCAGCUAGGCAGACACUGAAAACAACAGCUGCUGCUGCUCCUGCGGGUAACCAGUCACAGAGAAAGACAGCAAACACAGGAAAGCAGAAGAAAGCAGUGAAACCUUUGCAGGAGGUAAUUCCUCCUAAACACGAAGUAGAUGAAAAUGCUCAACUGGAUUCAGCGAUGAAAGAUUCUGCAGCUGAUUCUAAACUUUCAGCAUCAAUAGAACUUCACCGGGAAAAAAGCUCAGCAGAAAGCAUAACAGAUUCUGCUCAUGGGAGACCCAGAACACGCUCUUUUGCACCGCAAAACUUCGUGUUUCGGCCAUUGAAUGGCUUAGCGACCUACAAAGUUACACCCAUGACUCCUUCUAGGGCAAAUGCGUUUUUGACACCCAAUGCCUUCUGGGAUUUUUCAAAAUCUCCAAUUAACAUAUUUGAAAAAUCCAGUGAAACUAAGGCACAAGAGCUUAAUUUUAUGAGUCCGGUUUCCCCUGCUGAUAAAGGCAUUCAAGAGCAGCAAACCACUGGAAGUUUGAAUGGAGGGAAAGCAUGUGAAUCAGACGAGAAAACUUCUACUUGGGGAUCGAAUGAAACGAUUCCCAUCUCUUCAGAUACGAGAGCACCUGAAACAAAGUCAGAUGAUAUGAGAGAGCAAGAGCAUGAUGUGCCCUACUUCAGAAGCAUUCUUCGGUCUGAGACAGAGAGGCUGGUGUCUCAGUGCCUCCAGUGGGAUGGGAAAUUUGAGCUGGACAUUCCAGAAGAUGCUAAAGAUCUCAUUCGCACCACUGUUGGUCAGACAAGACUGCUCAUAGCAGAAAGGUUUAAACAGUUUGAAGGACUGGUGGAUAAUUGUGAGUUCAAACAAGGUGAAAAAGAAACGACGUGUACAGACUUAGAUGGAUUUUGGGAUAUGGUUAGUUUUCAGAUCGAAGAUGUGAAUAAAAAAUUUGAUAAUCUGAAGAAGCUUCAAGACAACGAGUGGCAACCACUUGAUGUCCCAAGCAAAGCAAUUGUCAAGAAGACGACUGUUCCAAAUGCAGUGUCCAAACCAAAGCUGGGAGCAGCUGGAAGAACUGCUGCCCGCAACCGGCUUGCUGCUAUAAAAGCAGCUAUGAGGGAUAAAAUGAAACAUGAUGGAGCUGUCGAUUGCACACAUCAGGAGAAACUACCAGAAGUAGAAAAAGUGGUUUUUGAAGCGGGAUUUUUCAGAAUUGAAAGCCCUGUGAAAACCUUUCCAGGCUUGCUUUCAAAGACACCUCGCAGAUCUUCCUUGCAGACUGCGGAAAAACCUGCAACUCCAAGAUCGUGCAGGAGAGCUUUGCUUCAGAGAAUUCCUCCGGUUCUUUGUAACCCUGAGGACACAACCACAAAACAAACACCGUCCAUGCUCAGAGGCUUCCACCCGGCACAAAACUUGGAAAUGCAGCAAUUUCCCAUCGGAAAAACUUCCCCACUGGAAAACCUCCCUGGUGCUUUUCCCGCGCAAAGCGCUUCUGUAGUUGCAGAGGAACACAGUCCUGUUGCUGGCACAGCAGAGGGAACUAAGGCGCUGGAAAAUUCUAGCAGUGAAUUAAAAGCAGUGGCUGGCACGGAAGAGAUGGAACUAUCUACUGCAGAACAACAAGGCCAAGAUAUCGUCAUGUGCAGUCCGGAGAAGGAGACGGGCACAGGGACUGACUUUGCUCAGUCUGGAGAACUGAUAGAUCAAACAGAUGUUUCAUGUAGUCAUUUGACACCUGUUGGUAGAAAUCCUUUUGACACGCCCACGCUGGACGCUGAGCUUCCCUUCACCCCAGUCAAGAGCAAAGCCCAGAAGUUCGCAGCAGCUGAAGCGUUCAGUGACCUUAUUGUAUUUUCUCCCUUUUCUUCCUCUGGGGAAAAAUGA
Apaloderma vittatum (bar-tailed trogon) is the source of this 2556-nucleotide messenger RNA. It is a transcript of the gene DLGAP5, whose product is annotated as discs, large (Drosophila) homolog-associated protein 5. Gene Ontology annotation, biological process: centrosome localization; signaling; chromosome segregation. The transcript has 18 exons. The record is from RefSeq and is a predicted model, not a curated record. Gene Ontology annotation, cellular component: cytoplasm; nucleus; spindle pole centrosome. Lineage: Eukaryota; Metazoa; Chordata; Aves; Trogoniformes; Trogonidae. Bases 1 to 2556 code for a protein of 851 amino acids. Gene Ontology annotation, molecular function: microtubule binding.